AUGAAAGAUUAAGGCAGAUACAGUAAAUUAAGUGAGGAAGAAGCAGCUGCUUAAUUUGAAUUAAGGUACUGAUUGUGAUUUACUUAAGAAAAUAAUAAAUAAUGAAUAAUUUACUUGAAUAAUACGAGAGUAGUUAAAAAAAUAAAAAAUCAUCUAAAAUAUAGAAACCAUAAAUAAAUAAAUAAGAAUUCAUAGUGUAAAACCCAAAUAAAUAAUAAUUAAAAAUUCCAAAGUAAGAAUCUAAAAAAUUAAAAAUUGUAAAAGAAGAAUCUCCUCAAUAGAAUUCUAAUGCUUCUCCAGAAUUAGAUAUUGAAUAAAUAGAAUAAAUAUAAUAAAUAGAAUAGCCAACUCCAAUUGUAUAAUCACUUUCUAUUGUUUAAAGUGAUAGUGCCAAUUUAAAGAAAAUUUGGUUGAAAGAUAUUGGUAAUAUAGAUUUAGAAAUACAAAGAUUAACAAGAGAAACAAAAACUUUUGAAAUGGAUAAAUUAGUAAAUAAAUCAUAGUUUUCUAAUUAAUCUUCAGUUAUUAAAGAUGUUGUUUCAAGAAAAAACCCUAGAUCAAAUUCAUCAUAACAAUAGUAAUAAUCAAAAGUGUAUUAUGAAUUAAGAUAAAGAUAAUCAAGUAAGGAAUCACAUAUAUCUGAUUCAUCUUACACAAAAAAAGCUGAAUGUUUCAAAGGAGUUGUAAAAAGUUCAAGCUUAAAAAAGUUAUGUUAAUAACAAUAAUAAUAAUAAUAAUAAUAAUAAUAAUAAUAAUAAUAACAAUAAUAAUAAUAAAAUUAAAAUUACAAUUUUUCUUAAAAAAAACAUUCAUCCGAAAAAAAAAUAUAUCAUUCUGUUAACAAAACUGUAACAGUAGAAUCAGAAAAUAAAGAAUCAAUAACAACAAUAAAUAAGAUUGCAUAAAGUGAACGCAAAAUUCCUAAAUCAAUUAUUUAAAUUAAUAGAAACUCAUCAAAAUAAGAUUCUCCUUUUAUUCAGAAAAAAUCAACUUCAAUUAAGACUAUGUUGAAAGUUCAAUUUAAUUCAAUUCCGGUUCAAUCUAAUUCUACUAAAAAUAAUAGCUCAUCUUAUGUAAAAGAUAAUAACUUAUAUAAGUUUCAUCAACACAAAGAAUCUUACAAUAGUUAAAAUAGUUUAUAAAAAAAUAAAUGUGUUGAAGCAUAAAUAGAAGAGGCUGUUUAAUUAUAUAACAAUCUAAAAUUCUUAAUGUAAAACAAAUCUAAUGUUUUAUAAAUUAGAAAAGAUGGAAAUUAGAUGCCAAGAAAGACUUUUGACUUUUUUGUAAUAAUUUUUAAUUUAUUAUAUAGUAACUUAAAGAAAUACCUAAGACAACUCAAUUUUGA
Paramecium sonneborni is the source of this 1345-nucleotide messenger RNA. Lineage: Eukaryota; Ciliophora; Oligohymenophorea; Peniculida; Parameciidae. The record is from the annotation of a GenBank genome assembly.